AUGGGCGAGUGCCGGGGGGGGCCUUUGUCCCUGCUCUGCGGGGGGGCCCACAGGUUCGGGUGGCGUCGCCAUCGCAAGGCCCCGGGGCCCAACGGACACACCGGCGCCUGCAUCGCCGUGGAGACCGGCCCGGAGGAGGGAGGCAGCGCUAACGCUAGCGCUAGCUCUCCUGUUUCACUGGAACUGGACCCGGCGGUGAAUAAUGCAUCAGGCAUUCCCCGCGGCCCCCUCGCGGGCACAAAGGACCCGGCCGUGCAGAGCGACGGCCAGCGCUCCUCCUGCUCUCUCUCCGCCGCUGGCGCUAACGCUAACCUCCGGCGCUUCCCCGGCCAGCCCCACCGCACCAGGACUAGCAUGCAGGGCGAUGUCUACAACUUCCUGGAGAGACCCACAGGCCUGAAGUGCUUCCUGUACCACUUCUUAGUGUUCUUGAUGGUGCUGGUGUGUUUGAUCUUCAGUGUGCUCUCCACCAUUGAGCAGUACGCAGACUUCGCCAGUGGGACCCUGUUCUGGAUGGAGAUUGUGCUGGUGCUGUUCUUCGGUACGGAGUACGUGGUGCGUCUCUGGUCCGCAGGCUGCAGGAGUAAAUAUGUGGGCAUCAGAGGUCGACUGCGAUUCGCCAGGAAGCCCAUCUCUAUCAUUGAUUUGAUCGUUGUCAUCGCCUCGGUCAUCGUCCUGAGUGUGGGGUCCAAUGGCCAGGUGUUUGCCACCUCCGCCAUCAGAGGGAUCCGCUUCCUGCAGAUCCUGCGGAUGCUGCAUGUGGACCGGCAGGGAGGCACCUGGAGGCUUCUGGGAUCUGUAGUCUUCAUCCAUCGGCAGGAGCUGAUCACCACCCUGUACAUCGGCUUCCUGGGCCUGAUCUUCUCCUCCUACUUUGUGUACCUGGCGGAGAAGGACGCUGUGGAUGAGGAGGGGAGGACCGGCUUCUCCAGCUACGCAGACGCCUUAUGGUGGGGUGUGGUCACCGUGACAACGAUCGGCUACGGAGACAAAGUUCCGCAGACGUGGAUCGGGAAAACUAUUGCUUCCUGCUUCAGCGUGUUUGCCAUCUCCUUCUUUGCCCUUCCGGCGGGAAUUCUGGGCUCUGGAUUUGCCCUGAAGGUCCAGCAGAAACAGAGACAGAAGCACUUCAACCGACAGAUUCCCGCUGCGGCCUCACUGAUCCAGACUCUGUGGCGUUGCUAUGCAGCAGAAAAGCCGGGUGGUUGCCCAGCAACCUGGAAGAUGUAUGUUCUGACAGGUUACUCCAUCCGCGCCGUCGGCUCAGAGACCUCCAGCCCCAACGUCAAGAUCCUGAAUAAGCGCUCCAAAAGGAAAGCCAAGGACAACGGCUCAGCCCCUCCCCCGGCCCCCGGGGAGGCUCUGUCCAUCCCCCACAUCACCUUCCACCCCCCCGAGGAGGGGGAGCUGCCCUUCUGCCUGGAGGAGCCCACAGGCCAGCAGCAUUCCUGGUCCUCCUUUACUCUGAGUUGUCCUCCCUCUCCAGUGCAGAGAGGGCUGGAGUCCGCAGGCAUCUCCCGCGCCAGCAGCUUCACCGACGACAUGGACUUCACCAGCGAGGAAAUCCCCCUCCCCCUGGUGCCCGACUCCGCGCAGCUGUCCCGGGCCCACAGGGCUGCCGUGCGCGUGAUCCGCAGGAUGCAGCACUUUGUGGCCCGGCGGAAAUUCCAGCAAGCGCGGAAGCCAUACGACGUGCGCGACGUGAUGGAGCAGUACUCACAGGGUCACCUCAACAUGAUGGUGCGGGUCAAGGAGCUCCAGCGGAGGCUGGACCAUUCUCUGGGAAAACCAGGAAUAUUUCUCCCAGAAAAAGGAGUUGAUAAGGAAUACUACACAAUUGGAGCCAGGCUGAUCCGAUUGGAAGAUAAGGUGCUGCAGAUGGAUCAGAAGAUGGAGGAGGUGCUGCAGAUCCUGGUGGAGCAGUUCCGCCCCCCGCCCCGCCCGGGCCCCGCCCCGCCCCGCCCAGGCCCCGCCCCCUUCAGCUCCCGCGUCACGGUGAUGAAGCACCUGGGCGCCAGCAUGGACGAGGGCCUGUGACAUCAUCAGCAGCCGGCUGUGACAUCAUCAGUUUCAGAUCAGCCCGAGCGUGCCCCCCCCUCCCCCAAACCCCAGAAAAA
Molecule: messenger RNA, 2117 nt
Organism: Conger conger (European conger)
Lineage: Eukaryota; Metazoa; Chordata; Actinopteri; Anguilliformes; Congridae
Gene: kcnq1.2
Product: potassium voltage-gated channel, KQT-like subfamily, member 1.2
Exons: 17
Coding region: 1-2037 (678 amino acids)
Biological process (GO): potassium ion transport; transmembrane transport
Cellular component (GO): membrane; voltage-gated potassium channel complex
Molecular function (GO): voltage-gated potassium channel activity
Source: RefSeq, a predicted model, not a curated record